Messenger RNA from Puma concolor (puma), 2412 nucleotides. The record is from RefSeq and is a predicted model, not a curated record. NCBI's taxonomy places the organism in Eukaryota, Metazoa, Chordata, Mammalia, Carnivora, Felidae.
AUGAUUACGCUAACAGAGCUGAAAUGUUUAGCAGACGCCCAGUCAUCUUAUCACAUCCUAAAACCAUGGUGGGACGUCUUCUGGUAUUACAUUACCCUGAUCAUGCUGCUGGUGGCCGUGCUGGCCGGAGCUCUCCAGCUUACACAGAGCAGGGUUCUGUGCUGUCUUCCAUGUAAGGUGGAAUUUGACAAUCACUGUGCCGUGCCUUGGGACCUCCUGAAAGCCAGCGCAAACACAUCCUCUGAUCCUGGGACACCGCUCCCACUUCCCCUCAGAAUCCAGAAUGACCUCCACCGACAGCAGUACUCCUACAUCGAUGCUGUCUGUUACGAGAAACAGCUCCAUUGGUUCGCCAAGUUUUUCCCCUACCUGGUGCUCUUGCACACACUCAUCUUUGCAGCCUGCAGCAACUUUUGGCUUCACUACCCGAGUACCAGCUCCAGGCUCGAGCAUUUUGUGGCCAUCCUUCACAAGUGCUUCGACUCCCCGUGGACCACGCGUGCCCUGUCCGAAACAGUGGCCGAGCAGUCGGUGAGGCCCCUGACACUCUCCAAGUCCAAGGUUCUGCUUUCGUCCUCAGGGUGUUCAGCCGACGUCGAUUCCAGCAAGCAGUCAUUGCCCUACCCACAGCCUGGCUUGGAGUCGGCCAGCAUAGAAAGCCCAACUUCUAGCGUCCUGGACAAGAAGGAGGGCGAACAGGCCAAAGCCAUCUUUGAAAAAGUGAAAAGGUUCCGCAUGCACGUGGAGCAGAAGGACAUCAUUUAUAGAGUGUAUCUGAAGCAGAUCAUAGUGAAAGUCAUUUUGUUCAUCCUCAUCAUAACUUAUGUUCCAUAUUUCCUAACCUACAUCACUCUGGAAAUCGACUGUUCCAUUGACGUGCAGGCUUUUACAGGAUACAAGCGCUACCAGUGUGUCUACUCCUUGGCGGAAAUAUUUAAGGUCCUGGCUUCAUUUUAUGUCAUUUUGGUUAUACUUUACGGUCUCACCUCCUCUUACAGCUUGUGGUGGAUGCUGAGGAGUUCUCUGAAGCAAUAUUCCUUUGAGGCGUUGAGAGAGAAAAGCAACUACAGCGAUAUCCCUGACGUCAAGAAUGACUUCGCCUUCAUCCUCCAUCUGGCCGAUCAAUAUGAUCCUCUUUAUUCCAAACGCUUCUCCAUAUUCCUCUCGGAGGUCAGUGAGAACAAACUAAAACAGAUCAACCUCAAUAACGAAUGGACGGUUGAGAAACUGAAAAGUAAGCUUGUGAAAAAUUCCCAGGACAAGGUAGAACUGCACCUUUUUAUGCUAAAUGGUCUUCCAGACAACGUCUUUGAGCUGACAGAAAUCGAAGUGCUCAGCCUGGAGCUUAUCCCGGAGGUCAAGCUGCCCUCCACAGUCUCGCAGCUGGUCAACCUCAAGGAGCUUCAUGUGUACCAUUCAUCCCUGGUGGUAGACCAUCCAGCGCUGGGCUUUCUGGAGGAGAAUUUAAAAAUCCUCCGCCUGAAAUUUACUGAAAUGGGGAAGAUCCCACGCUGGGUAUUUCACCUGAGGAAUCUCAAAGAACUUUAUCUGUCAGGCUGUGUUCUACCUGAGCAGUUGAGUACCAUGCAAUUGGAGGGCUUUCAGGACUUAAAAAACCUGAGGACCCUCUACUUGAAGAGCAGCCUCUCCCGGAUCCCUCAAGUCAUUACAGACCUCCUGCCUUCUCUGCAGAAGUUAUCCCUUGAUAAUGAGGGAAGCAAGCUGGUUGUGUUGAACAACUUGAAAAAGAUGGUCAAUCUGAAAAGCCUAGAGCUUAUCAGCUGUGACCUGGAACGCAUCCCACACUCCAUUUUCAGUCUGAACAAUUUGCAUGAGUUAGACCUAAAAGAAAAUAACCUUAAAACUGUGGAAGAGAUUAUUAGCUUUCAGCAUCUCCAGAACCUUUCCUGCUUAAAGUUGUGGCACAAUAACAUUGCUUAUAUUCCUGCCCAGAUUGGGGCACUAUCUAAUCUAGAGCAGCUCUCUUUGAACCAUAAUAAUAUUGAGAAUCUGCCCCUACAGCUUUUCCUAUGCACCAAACUACAUUAUUUGGAUCUAAGCUAUAACCAUCUGACCUUCAUUCCGGAAGAAAUCCAGUAUCUGAGUAAUUUGCAGUACUUUGCCGUGACCAACAACAAUAUUGAGAUGCUACCAGAUGGGCUGUUUCAGUGCAAAAAGCUGCAGUGUUUACUUUUGGGGAAAAAUAGCCUGAUGAGUUUGUCCCCUCACGUGGGUGAGCUGUCGAACCUUACUCAUCUGGAGCUCAUUGGUAAUUACCUGGAAACACUCCCUCCUGAACUAGAAGGGUGUCAGUCCCUAAAACGGAGCUGUCUGAUUGUCGAGGAGAAUUUGCUCAACACUCUUCCUCUCCCUGUAACAGAACGCUUGCAGACGUGCUUAGAUAAAUGUUGA